This is a messenger RNA of Ictidomys tridecemlineatus (thirteen-lined ground squirrel), 2001 nucleotides long. It is a transcript of the gene Ccne1, whose product is annotated as cyclin E1. The record is from RefSeq and is a predicted model, not a curated record. NCBI's taxonomy places the organism in Eukaryota, Metazoa, Chordata, Mammalia, Rodentia, Sciuridae.
UCUAGGCGGGGCGCAGGAGCAGCCGGCUCGGCAGCCAAAGCGGUGUAGGGGGCAGGCGCGGAUCCCGCCACCGCCGCGCGCUCGGCCCGCCGCCGCCUGCCGCCUCCCGCCUCCCGGCUUCCCGCUCGCCUCCGGCCUCCUGCCUCGGCUCGUGCGCGCCUGCCUACCGCGGGGACCGCUUCGGGUCUGAAGUCGUAGCCAAAGCCAGAGCCUGCGCCAUGCCAAGGGAAAGGAAGGAGAGAGAUGGGAACGAACGGGACCCUAUGAAAGAAGAAGGUGGCACUGACUUCUCUGUUCGCUCCAGGAAAAGGAAGGCAAAUGUGGCCGUUUUUUUGCAGGAUCCAGAUGAAGAAAUUGCCAAAAUUGACAAGACUGUGAGAGACCAGUGUGGCAGUCAGCCUUGGGACAAUAAUACAGUAUGUGCAAAUCCCUGCUCCUUGAUCCCCACACCUGACAAAGAGGAGGAUGAGCUGGUAUACACAAAUUCUACAUUUGGGCCUCAGAGAUCUACACCGUCCAGAGCCUCACCACUUCCUUUACUGAACUGGGCAAAUAGAGAGGAGGUUUGGAAAAUCAUGCUAAACAAGGAAAAGAUGUACUUAAGGGAUGAGCACUUUUUGCAGCGACACCCUCUUCUGCAGCCUAAAAUGCGAGCAAUUCUUCUGGAUUGGUUAAUGGAGGUGUGUGAAGUCUAUAAACUUCACAGGGAGACGUUUUACUUGGCACAAGAUUUCUUUGAUCGGUAUAUGGCAACGCAAGAAAAUAUUGUAAAAACACUUUUACAGCUUAUUGGGAUUUCAGCUUUAUUUAUUGCUGCCAAACUUGAGGAAAUCUAUCCUCCAAAGUUGCACCAAUUUGCUUAUGUUACAGAUGGUGCUUGUUCAGGAGAUGAAAUUCUUACUAUGGAAUUAGUGAUAAUGAAGGCCCUUAAGUGGCGUUUAAGUCCCUUGACCAUUGUGUCCUGGCUGAAUGUAUACAUGCAGGUUGCAUAUCUAAAUGACGUAUAUGAAGUGCUACUGCCGCAAUAUCCCCAGCAAAUCUUUAUACAGAUUGCAGAGCUUUUAGAUCUCUGUGUCCUUGAUGUUGGCUGCUUAGAAUUUCCCUACGGUGUACUUGCUGCUUCUGCCUUGUAUCAUUUCUCUUCAUCUGAAUUGAUGCAAAAGGUUUCAGGGUACCAGUGGUGUGAUAUAGAGAAGUGUGUCAAGUGGAUGGUUCCAUUUGCCAUGAUUAUAAGAGAGACAGGAAGUUCCAAACUAAAGCACUUCAGGGGGGUUCCUGCUGAAGAUGCUCAUAACAUACAGACCCACGUCAACAGCUUGGAUUUGCUGGACAAAGCCCAAGCAAAGAAAGCCAUAUUGUCUGAACAAAACAGGAUUUCUCCUCCCCCCUCAGGGGUCCUCACCCCACCACAGAGCAGUAAGAAGCAGAGCAGUGAGCAGGAAACAGUGUGACCACCCCAGCAUUCUCCACCAAAGACAGUUGUGCGGAAGUGCCUGCUCAUAGUUCUCUCCUGUCUACUGCAGUGGAGGCGUAUACUAGCUUUUACAGAUAUUUAAGUGAAGAGUAUCUCUCUUCUGCAACAGAAGUAUUUCUGUGAUUGGCAUUGGACAGGGAGAAGUGUUUUUUAUUGAAUACUUAGAUUUUUUUAAAUAAGUGGGUCAAGUACACCAGCCACCUCCAGAACACCAAUGAGUGCUCCAGAUGCUGCUAAGGAGGGUGAUACUUGACUUGAUUGACUGUUCACACAAAUAACAAAGGCUUGAAGUUGAGGAGUGCCGCUGUUGCUGUUGGUCUCCCCUCGGGUGUUCUGGGUUGCCUCGUGUUCGGUGGAACAGGUGGUUGUGAGCAAGCAUUGUGAUGCACAGCCUCAACCAGCAGGGCCUGCCCUUUACACAUCAGUUGACAGUGUACCAUGCCUCUUAUGAACUUUUGUUUUGUAAGUGCUGCUAUGUCUAUCCGUUUUUAAUAAAGAUAAUACUGUCUUUGAGACAGCUGGUUUUA